Molecule: messenger RNA, 6072 nt
Organism: Anguilla anguilla (European eel)
Lineage: Eukaryota; Metazoa; Chordata; Actinopteri; Anguilliformes; Anguillidae
Product: A disintegrin and metalloproteinase with thrombospondin motifs 18-like
Exons: 24
Coding region: 31-3846 (1271 amino acids)
Biological process (GO): extracellular matrix organization; proteolysis
Cellular component (GO): extracellular matrix
Molecular function (GO): metalloendopeptidase activity
Source: RefSeq, a predicted model, not a curated record
UGGAGCACACCUCGUGGAGAAUUCGGUGCGAUGAUUGGUCACGCUGCUUCCCUCCCGCGGGGGCUUAUGCUCCUGUUCUGUGCCUGCACGAGCCGACUGACUGUUCUGCACCGGCAGAGCAAACUCAGCACUUCAGGAGACAGCUACCUACCUGUCUCAGCACGCCAUAGGGAAGCAAUUUCAUGCAGUUGGAGGAAAUGGAUUCGAUGGACUUCACUCAGCUGCACAUCAGUGAAGUUAUCCACGUUGUGGUUUGGGAAUAUUAUGAAGACUUUGCAGAUAUGCUGCUACUUUUCAAUAUCUUCAGUCACAGCCGACUUUCCAGUCACCAGCGGGCUAUAUCAUGAUUACAUGUUUGUGACCCCUAUCGAGGUGGACUCCACGGGAGGUUUCAUCUCACACAAUGUGAUGGGGGGCAGUCGGAGGAGGAGAUCCUUGCUGUCUGCCAAGGGCUCCGUGCACUACAAACUGUCAGCCUUUGGGAAAGACAUGCACCUGGACUUGAGGCCCUCCAAGGUGGUAGCCGAUGGGUUCACCAUACAGACCUUUGGCACAGAUGGCUUUACUGCUGCCCCCCAGGAGCCUGAUUUCUACACCUGCUUUUAUCAGGGAUUUAUACGAAACCACUCCACUUCAUCUGUAGCUAUAUCCACCUGCUCAGGGCUGUCAGGUUUGAUCAAGACUUCAGAUGACGAGUUCUUCAUCACUCCACUGCCCCAGCACCUGGCUGUGGAGCACAACUACAGUGCCCCCAGUGGACAUCACCCACAUGUGCUCUACAGACGUUCAGCUGAACAUCAAAUACACAGAAGCAGAACAGCACCUGAAAUGCAGAGACCGACCAAUCACAACAUGAAUCACCUUCACCAUCACAGGAAAAUGCAGAGGCAACACUUCUGUGGACGGCGCAAGCAAUACACUCCUAAACCUCCCGCUGAGGAUUGGCCCAUCAUGCCUGAUGAGUUUGAGCCUCCAGGCAGGGCUAAACGCUCUCCUAUCACCUCCAACAAGGUGGGGGGGCUGAACGUGGAAACACUGGUUGUGGCUGACCGGAAAAUGCUGGAGAAACAUGGCAGGGAGAACGUCACCACCUACGUCCUGACUGUCAUGAACAUGGUAUCAAGUCUUUUCAAAGAUGGUACCAUUGGAACUGAUAUCAACAUCGUGGUUGUCAGUCUCCUUCUUCUGGAACUAGAUCCUCUGGGCCUGAUGAUAAACCACCACGCUGACCAAUCCCUCAACAGCUUCUGCCAGUGGCAGUCGGGUCUGGUAGGGAGGAACGGAAAACGGCACGACCACGCUGUGCUGCUGACGGGCCUGGACAUCUGCUCCUGGAAAAACGAGCCCUGUGACACUCUGGGUUUUGCCCCUAUAAGUGGGAUGUGCAGUAAAUACCGGAGCUGCACCAUAAAUGAAGACACAGGACUGGGCCUGGCAUUUACCAUAGCACACGAAUCAGGGCACAAUUUCGGGAUGGUUCAUGAUGGUGAGGGGAACCCGUGCAGGAAGGCCGAGGGGAACAUCAUGUCACCCACGUUAGCUGGUAACAACGGAGUCUUCUCCUGGUCUGCCUGCAGCCGUCAGUACCUCAGCCGAUUCCUUGGUACAGCCCAAGCUUCUUGUCUGGUGGAUGAGCCAAAGCAAAUUGGACAGUACAAGUACCCGGAGCAGCUCCCUGGCCAGUUGUAUGAUGCUGACACUCAGUGCAAAUGGCAGUUUGGCUCUAAGGCAAAACUCUGUAAUCUGGACUUUGUGAAGGACAUCUGCAAGUCACUGUGGUGUCACAGGGUGGGACACAGAUGUGAAACCAAGUUCAUGCCGGCUGCAGAAGGAACCAUCUGUGGGAUGGAUAUGUGGUGUCGGAGAGGCCAAUGUGUGAAGUUUGGGGAUCAUGGCCCGAAAGCAGUCCAUGGUCAGUGGUCGGAGUGGUCCGGGUGGUCCGACUGCUCACGGUCCUGUGGAGGUGGCGUGAUGUACAGGGAGAGGUCCUGCAACAGCCCCAGGCCCCAGCACAGCGGAAAGUUCUGCCAAGGAUCCAGCCGUUUGUACCAGCUGUGCAACACCAGGGCCUGCCAGCCCAAUGGAGUGGACUUCCGUGCACAGCAGUGCGCGGAGUACAAUAGCAAGCCCUUCAGGGGCUGGUACUACAAAUGGAAACCUUACACAAAAGUGGAAGAUGAGGACAUCUGUAAACUGUACUGCAUCGCAGAGGAUUUCGACUUCUUCUUCGCCAUGUCCAGCAAAGUCAAAGAUGGGACAUCCUGCUCAGAUCUCAAAGGGGAUGUGUGUAUUGAUGGGAUAUGUGAGCCUGUUGGAUGUGACCAGAUUUUGGGUUCAAAGUCAACUGUAGAUGCCUGUGGUGUCUGCAGAGGGGACAACUCCACCUGCAAGUUCUUCAAGGGCCAGUACGUCCUGCAGCACCGGGCCAAUGAGUACUACACGGUGGUCACUAUCCCUGCCGGAGCCCGGAGCAUCCGUGUGCAGGAAGUGGAAAUCUCCACCAGCUAUCUGGCUGUCCGCAGUCUAAAGAAGAAAUAUUAUCUGACAGGGGACUGGACUGUUGAUUGGCCGGGGACAUUCCAGUUCGCUGGGACAGUGUUCGACUAUCGGCGCUCCUUCAACCGGCCGGAGAGCCUGUACGCGGCGGGUCCGACUAAUGAGACGCUGGUCUUUGAAAUCCUGCUGCAGGGGAAGAAUCCGGGCGUGGCUUGGGAGUACACCCUGCCCUGGAGUGAAAAGAAGCCAAACUACACCUGGGGGGUGGUGCGGUCCGACUGCUCGGCACCAUGCGCCGGAGGUCGGAUAUCAACUAAAGCUGUAUGUUUACAAGACCAACGAAUGCAAGUCAACUCUACUCUCUGCAAUCCUCAGACAAGGCCUGUAGUGGGAUCUGUCCUCUGCAAUACACAGCCCUGCCCUGCCUACUGGGUCACUGGGGAAUGGGGGGCGUGUAGUCGCACCUGCGGGGGCGGCCAGCAGACACGCCCGGUCCGGUGCCUGCGCCGGGUGACGUACCAGCGGGAGGAGGCGGUGGUGCACUCCCUGUGCCCCGUCGCCGCUCCAUCCCAGGUGCAGGCCUGUGCCGUUCAGGCCUGCCCACCGGAGUGGAGCUCAGGGGCCUGGUCACAGUGUUCUAAGACCUGUGGGCGGGGUCUGAGGAAGCGCAGUGUGUUCUGCAGAAGCACUGACCCAGGGGCCAAAGUCAUGACCCUGCCAGACAGCGUGUGCAAGCCCAGCCCUCGGCCCCCGUCCCAGGAGACCUGCGUGGUGCGCCGCUGCCCCAGGAACGACAGGCUAGAGUGGCUGGCCACGCCCUGGGGUGAGUGCUCCUCGUCCUGCGGGCUCAGCGUGCAGAAGAGGGAGCUGCGCUGUGGAGAGAGGGGACCCCAGGGCCAGUACACCGAGUUCCCGCCGAGGAGGUGCAGGACACUGGCCAAGCCCACGCUGGAGCUCCUGCAGACCUGCAGCAGGGGGGCCUGCCCCGAACCCCAGCCCCAGCCCCAGCCCCAGCCCACACCGGGCAGGACAGCCAGCGCCAUGGUGCUGGGGUGGUACUCUUCACCAUGGCAGCAGUGCUCAGUUUCCUGUGGGGGAGGGGUACAGACGCGCAGUGUCCAGUGUCUGAGACAGGGGCGGCCCAUGGCAGGAUGCCUGCCCCACCACAGACCUGUCGCCUCCCGGGCCUGUAACACCCACUUCUGCCCCGCUCCCACCCCGGCCCUGACAGAUGAACAGCCUUGCAUUGACUCCUUCAGCUGGUGCCACUUGGUUCCCCAACAUGGCGUGUGCAACCAUAAGUUUUAUGGGCAACAGUGUUGCAAGUCCUGCUCCCUCAAGAAGCAGUAGCCUUGUCCGACCGGCCUCCCACUUGCGAUUGGGCUGAUGCUCGAGUUCGGGACUGUGCUGACUGGAGCUAUGAAAACACAGCAGAGCAAUGUGUGUCUGAUGGCCCUAACUGGAUUUGGGAUCACUUUGCAGGAGAACAGUCUUUGUCCUGGAGUACUUGAUAACUGAUAAGUGGGUAAAAAAGGCAAAUGAUUAUGGCUAUUGGUUUCCUUGUGUAAACAAUCAGUUAUUGUCCCUUGACUGGAAAUACAGUAUUAUAACAUACUGCAAGAUACUUAUUAUGUAAAUAUGUUAUCAUUGUCCUUGUUUAAUACAUCUUGAGAUGGUGACCAUCUGUUUUUAAGCCAUUGUGAGAAUUUUAAGGAAGUCCACGUACAUUCUUGUUGAUGUCUAUUUGAAAUAUAUAUUUGUAUUGUUGUAUAUAUAUAUAUAUAUAUAUAUAUAUAGACAUCAAUACGCAUUGAAGCAUUAACUUAGGCCAUACUUGCUUGCCCUUGUGAGCUCUUUAUGAGAUGUAAGUGAACACAUCUUAAUAGAUUUAAAUUAUUUGUUACCCAUGCAUCACUUCAAACUACUACUUGUUAUAAUCACAGUUAUCACAUGCACUUAUGCUCCCUGGCCCCUGCAUAUUAUUGCUGGUUUUUGCUUUGGGGCAAGCAAACCUACACAUUCAAGUGUAGGUUACAAUCACAUGAGUAUUUGUGUGUUCAGUUGUUUGUUUUAAAUGAUUGCAUUUCCUGUGCCCAGCCAGCAGUAAUAAUGUUUACAGUUAUGUGUGGUCCUUUGCUUGGCUGGUGAAUUCUAUGGAUGAACUUGGAUGUAAAGCUGUCUUCCUUUGUCCGUAACCAAGGACAGAGUCCAUAUCAUUCCUAUUUGACAGUGCAGGUGGCGCAGAUUAAUCUUCUUGUCUUUAUUAACACAGAGGGAUGUCAGGGUUCGAGGGAGAUGAGUGAUGAGUGACAGCUGGUGGAGGGGGCGAUGGUUAGUGGGAUGGUCUCUGACAGACUUUUGCUUUGAUUCACAUUAUCCAAAGGAAUAUUUUUAUACCACAGGAAUAGGAGUGGUGCUUGCAUGCUUGGCUCACUUCAGACUAUUCUCCAGGAAUCUGGGGACUACCUGAGGGUGUUUACCUGGACUGACCAAGCAUACAUGUGGUCACAGGCUUAUUCAGAAAGGCUUGAUGUGUCCAGACCUUUUCCUGUGUGUUCUUGCCUACUCUCUUUGGACCACUCUUAGUGCCUUUUAAAAUAGCAACUGGCUACAGUGCCAGAAUCCUUUGACUUGCCUCCUCCCCCACUCCCUUCUCCCACUGUGUGUUUGGUAUCAGUGGCUUCUGUGGACAAGCUCGUUGUGUUCCUGUAAUUCCUGCUUCUAUAGCAGAACCAUGAAAUUCACAGGAAGAAAUAAAAGGGAACAAGACUUUCCAGAGCACGUCAGGUGAGCCCUGAGGGAAGAACGGGAAAGAGACUGGAACCUGUGUGAAUAUUGUAGAUGGUAACAGUCCCAUGUUCUCCUGCACGGUCCAAACUGGAGGCAGUUCUGACAGCCUAUGGCUCCCACGGUGAGUAAGGGAACUGGAUGUUCUGCUCAAAUCGUACCCAAUAUGGUGAUUCCAUUUCUCCCUCUACCCCCUCAAAUUUGGAAAUGGGAGAGAUUCAGACAGGCAUGGAGAAGCAGGAUUGUAGGACUGGACAUGUCUAGCUAGUCCCAGUGAUAAUUUAUGGAGUUUGCUCUGGUUCAGGGGCUUCUGGCCAAUAUCACAGUUUGACAUGGCAGCUUUCCUCACUGGCAGUGUAUUGCCAUCGCAUUGCAACAUUAAUAGCUAUGAUAAACAGCUGUACUCUGAAAAACCUUGUCCAUUUGGUGAACAUGAAUUGCUCAAAUGUAAAACUGCUCUACAUAAGAAUAAAAAUUGAAACCUCCUUUUAUGGACUAAUGAAAAGUGUUUUCAUCUUUUAUGGAUGGGGAGAAUUUGAAAUAGACACUAAAGGGAAUGCUCAAAUUUUAAUUUUAUGAUUUUCUUUGAUGCACUCCAUAUUUGAUACAAUUAUUGGUAAGAAUGUGUUAUAUUCUAGUCAUUUUCACUCCUCUGUCAUUUUGAAGUGAAAAAUGUAAUUUAUUACUGUGUGUAUACAUUCUGAGACUAGUUGUGCCUGACAUUGACAUACCUAUGCGUCUAUAUCUGAAACAUGGAUAAUAGUGUCCUAAUGAUGUAAAAAUAGCACA